This is a messenger RNA of Penicillium salamii, 1440 nucleotides long. Lineage: Eukaryota; Fungi; Ascomycota; Eurotiomycetes; Eurotiales; Aspergillaceae. The record is from the annotation of a GenBank genome assembly.
AUGAAAAUGGAUUCACUUCACAAUGAGCAGGACACAGAAAAGGGCGCCUCCCACCACGAGGAGAUCAUUGCCUCCUUCAGCCCAGCAGAGCAAAAGAAACUCAUUCGAAGGAUUGACAUACGACUCGUCAUCACACUCGGGUUUCUAUACUGCGUCAGUCUCCUUGACAGGACGAAUCUCGGAGCUGCAUCUGUUGCUGGAAUGCAAGGAGACCUGAAAAUGAACGCAACCAACAACGGAUACAGCAUCACAUCGCUAGUCUUCUUCAUUACCUACACGAUCUUCCAAAUCCCAGCCACUGUCAUCAUUCGCAAGAUUGGACCCCGACUCUUUCUCUCAGGCAUCGUAAUUUUAUGGGGAGCGGUCAUGCUUGCUUUCGGUUUUGUCCCAAACUGGGAAACAAUGGCCGGUCUACGUAUCAUUCUUGGUGCCUUGGAAGCAGGCCUUUACCCUGGCAGCGUCUAUCUGCUCAGCACAUGGUAUCCGCGCUACGAACUUCAAAAACGCAACGCAACCUUCUAUCUCAUUGGAAGCAUGGCUUCUGGCUUCGGAGGGAUUCUCGCAUAUGGUCUUAUGCAAAUGGACGGGCUAGCUGGUAGAGCUGGCUGGCGAUGGAUCUUCAUUAUUGAAGGGCUCUUGACCUGUGUGUUAGGAAUCGGAUCCUACAUACUACUCGUCGAUUUCCCCGAACAAUCACCAAAAUCCUGGAAAUUCCUGAACGAGUCAGAAGCCUCAUUUGUGAUUGCAAAGAUCCAAGCGGAUCGAGCAGAUGCUUCGGUGGAGCCCUUUUCAAUGGGUAAAUAUCUUGCUAACUGCAAAGACAGCAAAGUCUGGGCUUAUGCGUCUUUGUAUAUGCUCACGACAACAAACAGCUACUCUAUUGCAUACUUCCUGCCUAUAAUUCUGGAAAAAAGUAUGGGAUUUUCUGUUGCAAAGGCUCAGUGUCUUGUUGCACCGCCGUAUGUGGCUGCUGCAAUUGUGAUGUUUGUCCAGGCUGUUUACUCUGAUAAAUGGCGACUUCGUGGUCCGAUUGUCGCUGGUAAUGCGCUGAUGGGACUUCUCGGUCUUGGGCUUCUGGGAUACCUCAAUGAUCCGGCACCCAGGUACUUUGGUGUCUUCUUGGCCACUAUUGCUGCAAAUGCGAACUGUCCUGCGUUGGUUUCCUGGCAGAGUAAUAACAUUCGCGGUCAAUGGAAGCGGGCUUUCACAUCGGCAACACUUAUCGGAGGGGGAAGCAUAGGAGGCAUUAUUGGAACGACCGUCUUCCGCGCCCAAGAUGCGCCAAAUUACCGUCCAGGCUUGCUAUGCGCCAUGCUAGCCAAUGCACUGGUCGUUUUGAUCGUGGGUGCAAUGACUUGGAAGUUUCAACGGGCAAAUCGGCGCGUCGAGGCAGGCGGCAAGCCUAUUGAGGGACAGAUUGGGUUCAAGUACACAUACUGA